This is a messenger RNA of Malus domestica (apple), 3347 nucleotides long. RefSeq names its product extra-large guanine nucleotide-binding protein 1-like. The record is from RefSeq and is a predicted model, not a curated record. NCBI's taxonomy places the organism in Eukaryota, Viridiplantae, Streptophyta, Magnoliopsida, Rosales, Rosaceae. Gene Ontology annotation, biological process: G protein-coupled receptor signaling pathway. Gene Ontology annotation, molecular function: guanyl nucleotide binding; G-protein beta/gamma-subunit complex binding; GTPase activity.
UCCAUUUGUUGUUGUGUAGUGUGGCGAUUUGCUUCUCUUGUUGUUUCUGUGAGAAAUUCUUAGCAAUUUCGUGGCAUCCGUGACAUCACCGCGUGGAGAAAAAUGGCAAGUCAACGAUUAAGUCUUCCUCCAAGUCUGCAUCUCUAUACUUGCGACUUCCAUCAGAGAGUUUCUGUGUUUUUUGUUAUUUUGCUUCUUUGUUUUGGGCAGCGUGAGGAGGUUGUUGGAGGGUUUUACCUCAAAUUUCCAGACCUUUCCUUUGAUGGGUUUGUGAAAAUUUUGAAUUUUGCUUCCUGGGUUUUGUUUAUUCCUCGUUUGGCUUCGUGGGUUUUCGAAUUAAAGGGUUAAGAUGGUGGGUUUUUGAUAUUUGUUUGUUAUGUUGUUGGAAUUGCUGGUUUUUUGGUGAAUUUUUUUUUACCUCUGGUAUGGCGUAUGUGAUGAGAAAAUUGAGUUCUGCUAUGGCCGCUUCUGGUGGGGGCGGCGGCGUCGAUCCCGUAGAUUUUAGCACGGAGUUGGAGUUUUCGUUUGCCGAUGAAUACAAGGGUCCUCCGGUAGGUUAUGUUAUCCCAAAUGCAGUUCCGGUUGAUAUUCACCACAUCCCAACUGCUGCUCCGGUUUCUUCAGGCUCUCUCUUGAACAAUUCGUCCCUCCCUGUUAUUCAACCGAUUGCGAAAUCUAACAAGAAACCGAAAAAGUCGAAACUUGCAAUUGAAGCAAAGUUUGGAAAGGAAAUUGUUUCUUCCGAUUCAGUAACUCCUGCUGAAUUGGAAAUUAGCAAAGGCGAAAAGGGUGUGUCGACUUUAUCAGAUAAAGUCGAAAGCUCUGGGGAUUUGGCGUUUUCUGGCAGUCUGUCUGGAAGUUCAAAGGGUGUGCUUGAACUACCUGAUGAUGGUCAAGAAGCUCAAGGUUUUCAGAAUGAUAUGAGCCCCGGUGAUUGGGGUUCAUCAGAGUCUGGUUCGAGUUCACAGAGUCUUUCCUCUGAGGUUUUUUCUGGUAGAGAGGAAGCUGAUGCGGAUGAAAUUCCUCACCAUGUCAAAAGACCAUCAGCUGUGACAUUCCGUGAUCCUGACUCGAAUGACAUUGUUCAGGAAGAAGAGUAUGAUCUUUCUGAUGCGGAAGAAGAUGUGCAAGUGAGGCCUACAGUUGAGAGAAAUGGGAAGAAAGGGUCGUGCUAUCGAUGUGGGAAAGGAAACAGACUCACGGAGAAGGAGGUUUGCAUUGUUUGUGGUGCUAAGUAUUGCUAUAAUUGUGUGCUGAGAGCAAUGGGGUCAAUGCCGGAAGGAAGAAAAUGUAUUACUUGCAUUAGUUUUGAAAUUGACGAGUCAAGGCGAAGGAAGCUGGGCAAGUGUUCUAGGAUGCUCAAGCGGCUUCUCACUAAAUCGGAAGUUGAACUGAUAAUGAAAGCCGAGAUAUCUUGCCAAGCAAAUCAACUGCCAGGCAAUCUUAUUUUUGUGAACGACGAACAUCUAUCGCAGGAAGAGCUGGUUCGAUUGCAAAGUUGCCGAAACCCGCCAAAAAAGUUAAAACCAGGGUGCUAUUGGUAUGAUAAAGUAUCUGGUUUUUGGGGAAAGGAAGGGCAUAGGCCUUGCCAAAUAAUUAGCCCUCACUUGAAUGUGCGAGGUCACAUAAGGCAAAAUGCUAGUAACGGGGAUACAAAUAUAUUGAUAAACGGUCGGGAGAUCACUAAGUUAGAGGCCUUCAUGCUGAAGUUGGCUGGAGUGCCAUGUGAAGGAAAUCUUCACUACUGGGUGAGUGCAGAUGGGUCGUAUCAGGAAGAAGGAAUGAAGCAAGUAAAAGGAAAGAUAUGGGACAAGACUACAAUAAAGCUGGUUUGUAACAUCUUGUCUUUGCCAAUUCCUUCUGAUUCUGCAAAUCUUUCGACAGAAGAAGUGAACACCCAGAAUACCUUUGAAGAGAAAAUGCUUAACAAAAUUGUUCUAGUUGGACAUCAUAAAUCUGGUACAAGCACUAUAUUUAAACAGGCCAAGAUUUUGUACAAUGUUCCUUUCUCUGAAGAUGAACGGCAAAGUAUUAAGUUGAUGAUACAGAGCAGAUUGUACAGUUAUCUCGGUAUACUGCUUGAAGGACGUGAGUGGUUUGAAGAAGAAAGUUUGAUUGAGAAGAGAAAAGGAAAAGGACACCUUCUGGAGGAACCAGGCCCGUCAGGAAAUACAAGCCAGCUUGACGAUAAAACGAAAUAUUCCAUUGGUCCAAGACUGAAAGCUUUUUCUGAUUGGCUCCUCAAAUCUAUGGUAUCUGGUAAUCUGGAAGCCAUAUUUCCAGCAGCUACUCGUGAAUAUGCACCAUUUGUUGAGGAUUUGUGGAAGGAUCCUGCUAUUCAAGCCACAUACGACCGGAGGAAUGAAAUACAAACGCUGCCCAGACCAGCUGCAUAUUUUCUUAAUCGGGCCGUUGAGAUUUCAAGGACAGAUUAUGAGCCCUCAGACAUGGACAUCUUGUAUGCUGAGGGAAUCACCUCAUCCAAUAGCCUUACGAGCAUGGAAUUUUCGAUUCCCCCAUCAGCAGGAAACAGCAAUCUGGACCCUCCUUAUCAGCAUGACCCUUCGUUAAGGUACCAACUAAUUAGAGUGCAUCAGAGCAGCCUUGGAGGAAACUGCAAGUUGGUCGAGAUGUUUGAAGAUGUUAAUAUGGUCGCAUUUUGUGUUUCAUUGACAGACUACGAUGAGUUUUAUACAGAUGUUAAUGGGGUUUCCAUAAACAAGAUGAUGGCAAGUAAGCAGCUAUUUGAAAAUAUUGUUACUCAUCGGGCCUUUGACCAAAAAAACUUCCUUCUGAUACUCAACAAGUUUGAUCUUCUGGAAGAAAAGAUUGACGAAGUCCCUCUCACUCGAUGCGAAUGGUUUAAUGAUUUCAAUCCAGUACCCAGCCAGAAUCCCAGCAGUAGCCACAAUAACAGCAAUAACCCCACGUUGGCUCACCGAGCCUUUCAGUAUAUUGCAGUGAAGUUCAAAAGGCUCUUUCAUUCUCUAACAGAUAGGAAGUUGUUUGUUUCACUGGUUACAGCGCUAGAGUCUGAUACUGUAGAUGAAGCUCUUAGAUAUGCUAGUGAGAUUCUAAAAUUGGAAGAAGAGGUACCCAGAUUAAUUAACGAGUUCUCUUCUGCUAGCAUCGAGGCCAGUUCUUCUGCUUAAAUGUCUUUUUGUAAAUGCAACCAUUUCUGUUGUGCAAAUUGUUCAUAUUUUUGCACUCGGGAACACAGAUACAUAGUGAGAGAAUAGAGAUCAUAUUCUUUUCAAUUUUUGUAUUUUAUUACUCCUCGUAACAUAUGUAGAAGUUGUGGCCAUGGAAGAUUUAAUGAAGCAAAACAAAGUAAUUUCUUUCCUAUU